Penicillium angulare is the source of this 810-nucleotide messenger RNA. RefSeq names its product HHE domain protein. The transcript has a single exon. The coding region runs from base 1 to 810 and encodes 269 amino acids. The record is from RefSeq and is a predicted model, not a curated record. NCBI's taxonomy places the organism in Eukaryota, Fungi, Ascomycota, Eurotiomycetes, Eurotiales, Aspergillaceae.
AUGAUGACAACCACGGGAAUGAUCACCGAAUUUGCCAUCUCAUCGAAUAACAUGUAUUUUCUCAGAAUUAAAUUUUACAACGAAACGAAAUCAAAUAUCAAGAAACCAAGUGCGCUCAUGUACAAACAUAUACCCUCCGUCCGAUUCUACCUCCAUCCUUCCUCCGGGAAAUACCCAAUAAUCGCAGUCCUCAACAUCCGCCCAUUCUCCAACACAUUUAAAUCCCAAACAAGAAUCCUAGAGGCCAUAAAAAACGAACACGCAGACCUAAACAUCCACAGCCAAAAAAUCCUUUCCUCAAUCGACACCGAAGAACAAACCCGCUACCAAAACCAAUUCACCUGGGAACUAGCCCGCCACAUAGUAGGCGAAGAACUAAUAGUCUACCCCGCCAUAAUCCAACAUGUAUCAGGCGGGCAACAGAUCUCCAACGAAAACCGUAUCGAGCACCAAGAGAUCAAAACGCAAUUGAAAAUGUUCCAGGGUCUCCCGGCUACGGAUCCACGAUUUGCACCUACGCUCGAGGGAUUGGUGCAUGAUUUACAAGAGCAUAUGAGGCAUGAGGAGGAGAAGGAUUUUGUUCGAUUGGAGCAUGCGUUGGAGAAGGGGGAGAGCGAGGAGUUGACUAGGUCGUUGGAGAGGACUAGGAUGUUUUUGCCGUCUAGGUCGCAUCCUUUGGCGCCUAGUAAGCCGCCCUUUGAGACGGCUGUGGGGCUUUUGACGGCGCCGGUUGAUUUGUUGGCUGAUUUGUUUCGGAAGUGGCCGAGGGGAGAGAGGGGGGAGGAGAGGAGUGAGCAGAGGGGAUUGUAG